AUGUUGAAAACAGGGCAAUGGCACUCUGAGGAGGAAGAAGAGGAAGAAGAAGAAGCAGCAGCAAUGGACAGAGAGCAAGACGAGAUGCAGUUUCUCGGGUUCGCCGGGAUAUACAAGGAGUCCUUCAAGAUCAUCUCCUCAUGGAAGAAGCUCUUCGCCCAAAUCUCACUUUUCCUGAUCCUUCCCCUCUCUUUCAUCUUCCUAGCCCACUCAUGGGUCUCUCAGACCCUCUCCUACCGCAUCCUCCGUGAUUCGUUCACCCGCAUCGACACCUACAAGGAUUCUGAAGAAUACUCCAAACUCUCCCGCUCGAUCAACUCCACUUGGCUCUUCCUUGGCCUCUUCAAAGCCGUCUACUUCACCUUCGUCCUCGUCCUCUCCCUCCUCUCGACCUCCGCGGUGGUCUACACCAUCGCCUGCAUCUACACUGGCAAACAUGUCACCUUUAGGAAUGUCUUAUCCGUGGUGCCGAGGGUUUGGAAGAGACUCGUGAUCACGUUCUUAUGGAUCUUCGCAGUUUUCUUCGUCUACAAUGUUUUCUUCGGUGGGCUCCUUCUAGUAUGUAUCAUCUUCAUCGGAGUCUACUCAUACGGGAUUGCUGUUGUCAUCGGUCUCUUCAUAUUGUACGUCGUUGGAUUCGUCUACAUGGCGAUGAUAUGGCAGUUGGCAAGCGUGGUCUCCGUACUAGAGGACGUCUAUGGAAGAAAAUCAGUGGUGAAGAGCAAGGCCCUGAUAAAGGGCAAGAUGGGAAUCUCUGUUGGCUGCUUCGCCGGCCUCGUCGUGCUCUUCAUGGUGGUGCAGGCGGUGUUCGAGUUCCUCGUGGUUAUCGACCUAGUGCCAGGGCUUGUGAACAGGAUCUUGAUCGGGCUCGUCUGCGUGGUGCUCCUCCUCGGGGUCGUGCUACUCGGGCUUGUUGUGCAGACUGUGCUCUACUUCGUGUGCAAGUCGUUCCACCAUGAGAACAUCGACAAGGCAUCCCUGGCGGACCACCUGGAGGUCUACCGUGGAGAUUACGUUCCUCUAAGGGCUCAGAGUGUCCAGCUAGAGCAGAUUCACGUUUGA
Molecule: messenger RNA, 1062 nt
Organism: Punica granatum (pomegranate)
Lineage: Eukaryota; Viridiplantae; Streptophyta; Magnoliopsida; Myrtales; Lythraceae
Source: RefSeq, a predicted model, not a curated record